Messenger RNA from Penaeus monodon (black tiger shrimp), 1313 nucleotides. RefSeq lists its product as uncharacterized. The transcript has 4 exons. The record is from RefSeq and is a predicted model, not a curated record. Bases 954 to 1313 code for a protein of 119 amino acids. Lineage: Eukaryota; Metazoa; Arthropoda; Malacostraca; Decapoda; Penaeidae.
UUGAAGCCAGGUAACCGCAGGUCACAGUCGUUAACUUCAGCAGGAUCCCUUCAAACUGAUUAGGAGUUUAAACUUGACGAACUGAGAUGGGUCUGUGCUUCCCUAACUGUGUCUAACUACACUUUACUUAGACUGUCUCCUCUCUCUCUCUUUCUUUCUCACUCGUUUGGUAUUUGCCCCUCCUUUUCUCUUUAUCUCCUCUUUCCCCUCCGACACGCAUUACCUCCCCUUCCCCUCUCUCCCUCUCUCUGUAUCUCCCUCUUGCGUGGAGGUCUCUGCCACAUGCUGAGUGGACGCGAGAGCUCAGUCUCUCUGUGACCUCGACCGGGAGCGGGUGUCGCGUGUUGCUUGUCUGGUCGACCCCCUCCUCUCAUCCCCCCCCCCCCCAGCCCUGACCCUGCGUCACACAAGUUCGAGUCGCGUCAUACUCGUUUUUUUUUUCUUUUUUUUCAGAAACUGCACAAGAAGUUAAAACACUCACGAAAGAUUAAAGAAAAAACCUUAUAUUGUUUUCUUUCGUUUUCCUAGUACAAAAUUUUCUUAAUUGUACAUUUACAGGCUAGUCGUUGUGAAUAUUGACGAAGAAAACGGACACCAACUGCAAAGGUCAACUUGAACAAAUUCAACUAAUUUACGAAAGAACACUUAAUAGAGUAAGACCCCAAUGAACAAAGUUAUAAUAUACAGGAGUCUUAAAACAAAUUGCAAACAGGAACAAAACAACCGCCUGGCAUCAAUGAGAAUAAUUUUGUGUUAAAGUGCAUUCUACAGUGCAAAUUCUCCCCCGUCAACCUUAAAAGGACUCAACACCCUCCAUUCCACAUUUAAUAACCCAAGAAUUUAGGAAUGCAAAUGUAAAUGAGCGCAUGGCUAUGCCAUAAAGACAAUACCGUUCAGCGAACUUACAAACGUGUAUUUCAUUUGCUUUUGAUAUAAGACAAACCUCAAACGAUAUGCAGUUGUUCUUGAGCUUAUUCUACACACUUCAAAUAGGCGUGGCGGAGGGUUUGGCCGGUGCUUGGAAACCCCGCGACCAAUCAGCAAGCGAGGAAUUAGAUGUUCAUAGAUACGUCAUCGAACACGGGAUGUGGACCCCGGAUCCAGGAGAGCUUUUGGGUCCGUACGAGGAGGAGGCGCCCAGGAGAAUAACCAAAGCAAAAUUUCUCACAGCAAACAAUACGGUUACUACCGUCCAGGCUGGCACCACCGGCGCACUUCGCUGCCAGAUCCUCGAUGUGGCAGACCACGAAACGGCCGUGUAUGUUCUUCGGUUGAAUAAAAAGAGCGUACAGGAUGCUAUACUUCUGGCGUAA